Messenger RNA from Fukomys damarensis (Damara mole-rat), 1744 nucleotides. RefSeq names its product docking protein 7 (gene Dok7). The record is from RefSeq and is a predicted model, not a curated record. The transcript has 10 exons. Gene Ontology annotation, molecular function: protein kinase binding. NCBI's taxonomy places the organism in Eukaryota, Metazoa, Chordata, Mammalia, Rodentia, Bathyergidae. Gene Ontology annotation, biological process: positive regulation of protein tyrosine kinase activity; neuromuscular junction development. The coding region runs from base 164 to 1744 and encodes 526 amino acids.
UGGGUGUGGGGUGCAGUGGGGACAGAGUGGGCAGCAGUGCAGGCAGCAAGUCAGACUCCAGGACAGGGUGGCAUGGACAUCUUGGGGUCGCAGCCCAGGCCAGGGCAGAGGGCAGGGUGCACUCAGCCCUGACGCUGGCCUCUUGCCUGCAGACUGCCUGCUGAUGCUGGUCUACAAGGACAGGGCUGAGCGCUCCCGGGGCCUCCACGAGCGCAGCAGCCUCACCCUGGCGGACAUCUGUGGCCUGGAGCCCAGCCUGGCCUAUGAGGGCCUGGCCCACACGCUGGCCAUCAUCUGCCUGUCCCAGGCCGUCAUGCUGGGCUUCGACAGCCGCGAGGCCAUGUGCGCGUGGGACACCCGCAUCCGCCACGCGCUGGGCGAGGUGCACAGGUUCCCUGUGACAGUGGCUCCUGGCACCAAGCUGGAGAGCGGCCCAGCCACCCUCCACCUCUGCAACGACAUCCUCGUCCUGGCCAGGGAUGUCCCCCCAGCCGUCACGGGGCAGUGGAAGUUGUCCAACCUCCGGCGCUACGGGGCUGUGCCCAACGGCUUCAUCUUCGAAGGCGGGACCAGGUGUGGGUACUGGGCCGGAGUCUUCUUCCUGUCCUCAGCCGAGGGGGAGCAGAUCAGCUUCCUGUUUGACUGCAUCGUCCGCGGCAUCUCCCCGACCAAGGGCCCCUUCGGGCUGCGGCCAGUUCUCCCAGACCCGAGCUCUGGUGGGCUCUCGGCCGCGGAGGAGCGCUCGGCCCAGGAGGCGCUGGAAGCCCUGCAGCUGGAGAAGCGGCUCAGCACCCUCUCCCACACGGGCCGGCCGGGCAGUGGAGGGGACGACCGCAGCCUAUCCAGCUCCUCCUCUGAGACCAGCCACUCAGACCUCAGCGCCAGCAGCCGGCUCACCACGUGGCCCGAGCAGUACCCAUCCUCCGCUGGCACGUCGCAGGAGGCCGAGUACCAGGUGCCGCUGUCCCGGCGGCCACACUACGACACACCCCGCAGUCUGCGUCCGGCCUCCCGGGGUGGCCCCGACCAGGGCAUGGAGGCAGAGCUGGGCAGCCAGAAGUCUGAAGGCUGCCCUUCCGCCUCGCUGGAAACAGAGGGCAUGAAACAGAGGGGCCAGGUGAUGGAGGCCUCUGGCAGCGAGGCCGCACAGGCCAGCCCGGCCCCCAGCGAGCCCUGGGAAGCCAGCAGUCCGCGCACUGGGCCACCCCCCGCCUUCUUUUCGGCCUGUCCACUGUGUGGCGGACUCAAGGUAGUGGCGGCCUCCCCCCCGGGACGCACCAUGGCACAUCCAGGACUCCUGGGGUCGGGGGCCUCCCAGACGCCUGCCUACAUGAACAUCCCCAUGAGCCCACCAUCCCGGCAGCAGCUGCACUACAUGGGCCUGGAGCUGCAGGAAGCUGGCAAGGGCAUCCGAGGGACCCGUACCUCCCGUUACGCACAGAUUGACAUCGUGGCCAUGGAGGCGGCACAGCGGGCUGGGGCCCAGCGAGCUCAGGAGCGGCUGUCGGAGCUGCAGAUUGACAUCGGCCAUGGAGGCGGCACAGCGGGCUGGGGCCCAGCGAGCUCAGGAGCGGCUGUCGGAGCUGCCGCAGCACAGGAGGGGUGCCCCGCGGCCGGCCUGCUGCUGCGAGGGAACCCAUCCCACUGGUGCCCAGCCAACUCUCCUGUCCCCGAGAGGUACCACCCUCAGGUGUCACCUGGGCUGCAGCUGCCAGAUGAAUCUGGAAAAAAGGCGGGGGCCUAG